Messenger RNA from Cricetulus griseus (Chinese hamster), 2324 nucleotides. Lineage: Eukaryota; Metazoa; Chordata; Mammalia; Rodentia; Cricetidae. The record is from RefSeq and is a predicted model, not a curated record.
AACAGUCCUGCACUCAACAUUUGCACCUAGUCAAGAGAUACCGACUGCAGGAUGGCAUAGUAAAUCCAACAAUAAGAAAAGAUUUGAAAACUGUCCCGAAAUUCUACUGUUGUCCAAUCAAAGGAUGUCCUCGAGGCCCUGACAGACCAUUUUCUCAGUUUUCUCUGGUUAAACAGCACUUUAUGAAAAUGCAUGCAGAAAAGAAGCACACAUGCAGUAAAUGCAGUAAUUCCUAUGGCACUGAGUGGGACCUGAAACGACAUGAGGAGGAUUGCGGCAAGACCUUCCAGUGUACGUGUGGCUGUCCAUACGCCAGCAGAACCGCACUGCAGUCUCACAUCUACCGAACUGGCCAUGAGAUCCCUGCAGAACACAGAGACCCACCUGGUAAAAAAAAGAAAAAUGGAAAGCUAUGUAAAGCCAGAAGUUGUUCAGAAUCAUUGAGUGACCAACCAGCUCCUCACCAAGACAUUCAUGAACUGGAAGCGUCAGAAGUAAAGCUAGCAGCAUCAUUUGAAGACUCUUUCCAUACUCAUGCCAAAAAGCAGAACAUCACAGCACCUCCCAGGUGCCCCCAGAAGUUGCUUUUACCAAAGCCCAAGGUGGCUCUGGUUAAACUUCCAGUCAUGCAGUUUUCCCCUGUGCCUAUCUUUAUGCCUACAGCCGACCCCUCUGUCCAGCCUGUGGUGUUAGGUGUGGAUCGAGGUUCUGCAGCAGGAGCUGUGCACUUAGUCCCCUUGUCAGUAGGAACCCUGGUCCUCAGCCUGGAUUCCCAGGCCUGCUCUAUGAAGGAGAGCCUACCUCUUUCAAAGAUUAUCAGUCCUAUUGUUGAGCCAAUCAGUACAAGUGUGGGGAAAAGUCCUUGUGGUCCUUUACAAGAACUAGGAAAUACAUGUCAGAAGAAUAGCAUCUCCCCAAUCAACGUGCAGACUGAUCUGUCCUACACCUCCCCCUACUUGAUACCUUCUGCUCAGUGGCUUAGCCCUGAUUCUUCGUCAUCGUGUUCUCAGACUGACCUGUCAUUUGAUUCUCAAGUGUCCCUUCCCGUUAGUGUCCACACCCAGACGUUGGUUCCCAGCUCAAAGGUCACUUUAUCCAUAGCUGCUCGGACGGAUGCAUUUAUAGAUGCCUGUUUCCAGCCAGGUGGGAUAUCCAGAGAAACCCAAACCAGCAGGAUGCGAGAUCCCACAGAUGACCCUGUGCAGGUGGGCCACACUGGCCUAUGUGGGGACAUUUUUGAAGGUGUCCAUUCAUCAUAUAGCGUUACCUCGGACAACAUCAUGAGUAGUAGUUUAGUUUCAGAGACAGUAACUAAUGGUCUGUUACCUCAGAAUGACCAUAAGAUAUUAAGCCAAGUCAUCGAAAAGCCUGCACCCUUGUUAUACUUCAGUGCCCAGAACAGCAUGCUUCCCUCACAGAACAUGACAGAUAAUCAGACCCAAACCAUAGAUCUACUGAGUCACUUAGAAAACAUCUUGUCAAGCAAUCUGCCUGGUCAAGCACUAGACAAUUGGAGUCUUCUGUCCGACGCAAACCCUGGGCCUGAUGCCCAGCUCCCAUCAGCCUCAGGCCAGAAUUCUGGGAUCGAUUUCGAUAUUGAAGAAUUCCUUUCAGCCUCAAAUAUUCAAACUCAGACUGAAGAGAGUGAACUCAGCGGCGUGAGCACUGAGCCAGCCUUGGAGUCUCUGGACAUUGAGACCCAGACUGACUUCUUCCUCACAGACCCCUCUGCACAGUCCUAUGGGUUCAGAGGAAGUUCAAGCUUUUUAGGCCUUGAGAUGUUUGACACCCAGACACAGACAGACUUGAACUUCUUCUUAGACAGUAGUCCUCACCUGCCUCUGGGCAGCAUCCUGAAACACUUCAGCUUCUCCAUGAGCACUGACUAUUCUGACACAGAGACCCAAACUGAAGGCGCCUCCCCGUCUCGACACACACCGGCUCUGGAGAGCAAGGUCCACCUGAACAGCACAGAAACACAGACCAUGAGCUCUGGCUUUGAGCCCCUGGGGAACUUGUUCUUCACCAGCAAUGAAACUCAGACAGCAAUGGGUGACUUCCUUCUAGCUGAUUUGGCCUGGAACACAAUGGAGUCCCAGUUCAGCUCUGUGGAAACCCAGACGUGCUCGGAGCUGCACGCUGUCUCCAGCUUCUGAAGCUGCAGCCUGGCUCCCCUUUCCUUGUAUGUUUAGAAAAUGGGGACAAGGACAGCCACACCGACUGGGGAUGUAGUUGAUAGGGCAGCUGUUUAGGUUCUCUGCAGUUCUUGACGUUUUGUACUUGUGAACACAAGAUUGGUGUACAAAUGUGAGUGUAUUAUAAAG